Messenger RNA from Naegleria gruberi, 1314 nucleotides. RefSeq lists its product as uncharacterized. The coding region runs from base 1 to 1314 and encodes 437 amino acids. The record is from RefSeq and is a predicted model, not a curated record. Gene Ontology annotation, molecular function: ATP binding. The transcript has a single exon. Lineage: Eukaryota; Heterolobosea; Eutetramitea; Acrasida; Naegleriidae.
AUGGAAAAAGAUCAACCACCAGGUGUUAUCAGCGUAGAUCCUGACAAGUUUCAAGAAUUGAAGAGAAAAUUGAUUGAGUUGUUCAACUUUAAAGAAGAAAUUCAAUCCAUUGAAAUAACAUCAUCAAAUGGGAAUGUCAAUAUUCAUCUAUUAGAAACUAGUGUUCCAAGUUAUGAAUUGAAGUUUUUCUAUGCAACCAGUUCUUUCAAAACAACUUUUUGUAAUCAAAUUGAAAUUGUUAAUAGAAACAAGUCUUCAAAUACGAAACGAAAACGAAUUGAAAAAGUGUCAGUUGCAUUAAUUGACUUUAAAUUCCCAACCUUAACCUCAUUGGAGAUUUAUGGAUCGGAUUAUACAGCAAUAGAUGCUGCUAUUAGAGAACAAAGAAGAAAUAAUAUUACAAUAGGAAAAAUCAUUAAUGAGAUGGGAUGUAAGAUGGUUAUUUCUCUAUUUGAAAAUGAACAACUAGUUUCAAAAUUAUUUGAUAAAUUUGGGAUAAUUUACCAAGAAGGAAUUAGCAGACAAGAUUUGGAGAAAUUGGCAAAUGUAUUAAAUGGAGAAAUUAUUUCAGAUUACCAACAUUUGAGAAGUUUUAAAUGUGGAUUUGCAGAUUCAGCUGAAUUGACUGAAGAUAAUAAUAUUGUAAUAUCAAUUAUUGAAAAUACGCCAAAUGUUUACAAAGAUAUUGGAAUUUUAUUUAGAAAUGGAGAGACAAUAAUUGAAGUUACUGCCAUAGUUGCUUCCUAUCUAACACUCAAGGAGUUGUUCUACUUGUCAAUGACCUUCAAAGGCAUGUAUCGAUCAUUUCUCGAUGAGGAACAUUUCAAAAAGAAUCCAGACGAGUAUCAUGUUGAUUUGAUUCAAAAUACAAUUUGGAAACCAAUGGUGUUGUUCUAUUUCCCACGAUUUCAACAGAGUUUGAAUGUGAAAAAUUGGAUGAUUGUUAUGAAACGAAGAAUUCAACAUUUACAAAUUCAUUCACCAACAAGUUUACCACUUGUGAGAGAAAUUUUGAGAACAAUAGAUCCAAAAACAGAUGAAAAAUUUAAAAUUCCUAAACCAUCCUUUUCUGUAAAAAAACAAGAAUCAUUUAUAGAAAAUUGUGAAUGGAUUUUCGAGUGCCCUAUGAAAUAUUCUGAAUUGGAACGAAUUGACUAUGCUGAUGAAAAGAGAUUUUGUACAAAAUGUAAAAAGCAUGUCUUUAGGGCAGAAACAAUGCAAAAUUUUAAACAAAUUAUUCAGGAAGGGCAUUGUGUCGCUUAUCCAAUAUCUAAUAGAUCAGAGUUCGCUUUAGGAUUUAUCAGACCUGACUGA